AUGGCGUCCCAUGAUGAGAGCCCAAAGGGCAAGAAGAGCCUCAUUGUCAAUGCUGGUCACCAGUCGCCAGGACUAUGGAGACAUCCCGAUGAUGAGUCGUGGAAGUUUAAGGACACUGAGCACUGGGUCGAGCUGGCCAAGCUUCUCGAAGAAGCCAAGUUCCACGGCAUCUUUAUUGCAGAUGUCCUAGGAGGCUAUGAUGUCUACAAGAAGUCUUUGGACCCUGCCAUCAUCUCUGGAGCCCAAUGGCCCCUGACCGAGCCCCUGGUUACCGUACCUGCUAUGGCUGCAGCGACAAAGAACAUUGGAUUCGGUGUGACGGUUUCUACAACCUAUGAGCAACCUUUCCAUCUUGCUAGACGCCUGUCGACUGUCGAUCAUCUGACCAAGGGGAGACUGGGAUGGAAUAUUGUCACAAGUUACCUAGACUCAGCCGCUAGGAACCUGGGUAGAACCGAACAACUGGAUCACGAUGAACGAUAUGCCCAAGCCGAAGAAUACAUGGAAGUCAUGUACAAGCUCUUUCAGUCAUCCUGGCGAGACGACGCCGUCAAGCUCGACCGAGAGAAGGGUAUCUACACUGACCCAGAACUUGUCCGCCAAAUCAACCACCAAGGAAAGUACUUCAACGUUCCAGGACCUCAUCUCGUAGACCCUAGCCCUCAAAGAACGCCUCUUCUCCUCCAAGCCGGAGCAUCUAAAGCCGGAAAAGCCUUUGCGGCUCAGCACGCAGAGGCCAUCUUCACAUCCGCUCAUGCCCCCUCGGUGUGCAAGAAGAACAUUGCCGAGAUUCGACAGCUAGCUCGGGACCAGUUUGGCAGAGAUCCCAGCAAGAUCAAGGUUCUAGCCUUGGUGACUCCAAUUAUUGGCAAGACUGAGGAGGAGGCUUUGGCCAAGUAUAACGAGUACAAGAAGUAUGCUUCUCACGAGGGUGCAUUGUCCUUGUUUGGUGGUUGGACUGGCAUCGACUUGAACCAGUAUGGGGAUGAUGAGGAACUUCGACAAGUUGAUAGCAACGCUGUCCGAUCAACUGUUGAAGGAUAUGCUAAGUUCUCCCCUCCCAACUCUAAGUGGACCAAGCACACUGUGGCUGAGCACAUCAGCCUCGGAGGAAACGGUCCUCUUCUGGUCGGCACACCCUCGCAGGUGGCUGACGGUCUCCAGGAAUGGAUCGACGAGGCUGACGUUGAUGGCUUCAACUUUGCCUAUGUUCUGUUCCCUCAAUCUUUCAAGGACAUUAUCGACCUGCUGCUUCCAGAGCUUCGGGCAAGAGGGCUAUUUUGGGACGACUAUGCGGUUCCAGGAGGUUCCUACCGCGAGAACUUCUAUGGCUUGAAGGGCCAGAAGCAUCCUCUGCCAGAGCACGCAGCUUCCAAGUACCAGUGGGCAGCAGGAGUCCCUGCCAAGGACCAUCAGAUCCCUUAG
This is a messenger RNA of Fusarium falciforme, 1425 nucleotides long. RefSeq names its product Bac-luciferase domain-containing protein. The record is from RefSeq and is a predicted model, not a curated record. Gene Ontology annotation, molecular function: oxidoreductase activity, acting on paired donors, with incorporation or reduction of molecular oxygen; monooxygenase activity. The transcript is spliced from 8 exons. Lineage: Eukaryota; Fungi; Ascomycota; Sordariomycetes; Hypocreales; Nectriaceae. Bases 1 to 1425 code for a protein of 474 amino acids.